UUUAGUAAAAGAUGCUGAAUUUAAAAAUGCUGCACUCAAAGUGUUUCCUCUCUCUCUGCAGAUAAAAACUCGGGGAAACUGGGAUGCGUUGGUUGGCUCCUGGUUUUCAUGUCAGUGAUCUUUGUGAUGGUAACCUUCCCACUCACAAUAUUCUUCUGUGUUAAGAUCGUGAAGGAGUAUGAGCGAGCGGUCAUAUUUAGACUCGGCCGGAUCACAGACAAAAAAGCUAAAGGGCCAGGGCUUUUCUUAAUACUGCCUUGCACCGAUAACUUGGUGAAAGUGGAUCUGAGAACUGUGUCUUUUGAAAUUCCGCCUCAGGAGAUCCUAACCAGAGACUCGGUGACCGUGUCUGUGGACGGGGUGGUGUACUUCCGCGUAUACUGCCCCAUCUCUGCAGUGGCCAAUGUGUUCAAUGCUCACUCAUCUACUCGGCUGCUUGCUCAAACCACUCUGAGGAAUGUGCUUGGUACCAAAAAUCUUUCGGAACUUCUGUCUGACAGGGAGGGCAUUUCACUCAGUAUGCAGGAAACCCUGGAUGACGCCACUCAUCCGUGGGGCAUCAAAGUGGAGCGUGUAGAGAUCAAGGAUGUGAAGUUGCCUCAGCAGCUGCAGCGAGCCAUGGCGGCAGAGGCAGAAGCCAGCCGGGAGGCCAGGGCCAAGAUCAUUGCUGCAGAGGGAGAGAUGAAUGCGUCCAGGGCUCUGAAAGAAGCCUCUGUUGUGAUGUCUGACUCACCCUGUGCUCUUCAACUGAGAUACCUUCAGACUCUCAACACCAUCGCAGCAGAGAAGAACUCCACCAUCAUCUUCCCUCUGCCCGUAGAUGUAAUACAACAUUUCAUGCAGUGGAAGGCAUGAACCUCAUAUCAGCCAAGUUCCACAUUCCUGCCGGUUUUUGUGAUAUUAUCAUUUUUAAAGUUAGAAAGCUCCAGUGGCGUCUCUAUUAAAUGUGGUCCAACAGGCCGGAUGUGACUGCUGGAAU
Molecule: messenger RNA, 979 nt
Organism: Archocentrus centrarchus (flier cichlid)
Lineage: Eukaryota; Metazoa; Chordata; Actinopteri; Cichliformes; Cichlidae
Gene: stoml3a
Product: stomatin (EPB72)-like 3a
Exons: 6
Coding region: 109-855 (248 amino acids)
Cellular component (GO): plasma membrane
Source: RefSeq, a predicted model, not a curated record